GGGCGUAACAUUUGUACUCGUUUCACAGAUGCAAUAAAUUGAUGCGCGAUGAGAAAUAUUGUGCGGCCGACCGCGGUUGAAGGCAAGUUCAGGUCUGAAUUGAUCCUACCGUCGUUGAUUUCAUUUAUCAGCGAUGAAUUUCCCUACGUUUGCAAUUGUUCCAGCGGGUGGUUGUGGACAGAGGGCAGGUGUAGAUAUUCCUAAGCAGUAUUGCGACGUGUUAGGCCGACCUCUAAUUGUUUACACUCUUGAAGUUUUCCAAAGACUCGUUUGGGUUGAGAAAAUCUUUGUCGCCAUCUCACCAGAUUGGGAAGCCCAUGCGAGGGAACUAGUCCUGUCUUAUCAUCUCAGCAAAGUUGAGCUCAUAAAUGGUGGAUCCAGCCGCCACCACUCCAUCCAGAACUGUGUUCAGCAUCUGCAGAAUCACCUACUGAAGAGAAGAGAAGGGGCGGAGCUCGGAAAGCAAAAUGGCAAAGUGUUAGCUGAGGAAGAACCAAUUGUCAUUAUCCAGGAUGCCGUCAGGCCAUUUGCAGAUGAGAACAUCUUGAGGAAGGUGACUUUAGCUGCUAAGGAGCACAGGGCUUCAGGAUCUGUUCUCCCAUUAGUCUCAACCAUACUUGAGAGUGAUUCCCAAGAUGUUCUUGUCCAAUCACUGGUCAGGUCAAAGUUGAGAGAGAGCCACACCCCUCAGGCAUUCUGGUGGUCAACUCUCCGUGAGGCCUAUCAAAAGAUAACAGAUUAUGACCUAAUCCAUGGAACAGAGGUCUUGGAUCUGGCCUUAAAGUAUACUGGCUGUAGGGCUAAAUUAGUUGAGGCGCCUGACUAUGUUUGGAAGGUCACCUACAAGAAAGACUUCCUAGCAGCUGAGACUCUUGCCAAAGUUCAUAAUUCAGAAGUUUAUCUCUUGUCCAGUGAUCCAGUAACAAACAAGGUUUUGAUGACUCUUCAGAGCUGUUUAGUAUCACGCAAUUUGAAGGUCUCAGUUGUACCGACAUUGCCGGAUUCUGUGAAAUCCUUCCAUACUUCCAUUUUUCUCCACCUUGUAAAACCUGCAGAAGAGGAGGCAACCACGAAAUGUGAAGAGACAUUAAAUGCCUUACAUUUAGUCUCCAGGCCAGGCCACAGUGGCCUCCUAGCCUGCAUGUGCCACCUACACGAUGGUAGCGACAGGACAUUGGGAUUCUAUAGACGGCUCGCGAGGAGUCUAGAUACCCAGGGAAAAGCCAAGAAAGUCCAAGCAUUCCUUGUUGUCUACACAACUCCCAAAGAUGAGGAACAGCAAACAAUAUCCAAAGUCUGUGAGAUGUUAGCUGGCUUGAUAUUGGACAGGAAUCCCCAGAUGAGCGGCCAACUCUUUGUCAUCUCUGACCAGGAUUAGAGCAUCCAUGUCACCCCUGUCAGUUGUCACCAAAUUCCAGCAACUGUCAGACUGCUGAACAUUUGAUCACCUUUAAUCUUAGCCAGAUGAGAUUCACACAGCAUGUUUGCCAGGUCAGAUCACAUUAUAGUGACAUGCACUCUUGAUUCCUGUGAGAGUGCAUACAUGUAGUUUUGGUACUGGCAUGGUAAACAUUUCAUCCAGUCCAUUGGGAGUGUACCCAUUUACAAAAAGGCUUUGUGCUGCACGUUGACCCUGUGUUAGAGGAUGGGUUCAUCCUAACACCUGUGCCUUUUAUUAACAGAAACCAGUGAUGUAGUGUCGCAAUGCUGAGCUUUGGCCUUCAGGGCCUUGGCUUUAUCCUUAAAGGGUAGCUGCAAUCAAUAUGUUUUGAUGCAAACCUUCAAAAGCACCUUUGUGUCUCAGUUAACCUUAUUUUCAACAUUUGUUUCACUAUUUCGAGGGUUAAUUUUUUUGCCCUUUUGGCUUUUAUGCUAAUUAGUAUUGCUAUAUUCAUGAGAAAAACUGUGAUGUCAUCUCUGGAGGAAAGCGUCAGUGUUGGGUUGGUUUGUACGCAAAAAAGUCCUUCAAUUUUCUAGAUUUUGUUGGGCUGAAUUUUCUCCUCUUUUCUGAUUCACCGAUGUUUAUGUGCAUACGAUAAGCAAGUAUCAAAACUUUCCUCUGAAGUAUUUCAGUCAGUAAAUUCUGGGUUCACAGUUUGAACAGAAAAACCUAUGCACUGAACAAUGUCUUCCCUAGAUGACAUCACAGCAACAAGAGCCCUUAGUUGUCCAGGAAAGCAUGGCUCAUUUUAAGUGUAUAGUCCUAACAGUCCCAAAUCCUCCAAUUUUCAAAAUGAUUUUACAUACACCCUGGGGGUGGGGUUAGGGUUGAAAAAAAGCACUUUUCAAUGAAUUUAAAGAAAUAAGAAAGUAAAAGAGUUUUUAUACAUUGCAGAAUACACAGUUGCAAAAACAUGUGUUAGAAAAAUUCAUUGCAGCUGCACUUUAAGGCCUAAGGGAAAAGCCUUGGCCUUGCGGGGCCAAUGCUUUGUCAUUUUGGAGCCUUGCUAGGCCCACUGAUUUUCUUUUCCAACUUUCCAGGUAAAUUUGUUUGAAGUUUUGCACUUCUGCAAACGGUAACUUUGGGUCACAUGUGAAUUGUUUUUUAAGCCUUCAGUAUCUUAUUUAAACAUGUUUUGCCCUGUGACGGAAAAGCAUCAUAGAUUUGUACACAUUCACUAUUACUGCAUUAUAUUUGUUACCAUGCUACUUCCCCAAAACAAACUACGGUAAUUUCCGGAAUAAAAGCCGUGCGGAUUAGAAGCGGCAGCACAUAAAAAUCGGCAAAUUAAGAUUUAAAGUUGGUGUAUAAGCCGCACCAUGGUGCUGAAUGAUCCAACCAUGGAGAUCAUCAUGCUGUGCGCUGAAGCACCAGUUAUGGUUCCAUUACACAUGCAAUCUUCAUUAGCAGAGUGCCAAGGAGGGCCACUACAUGUAUCAAAAAGGAAUUUAAGUCCUUGAAAAUUACCAAUUUUUACGGGCUGGAUGAUUAUCCUGGUUGCAUGGGCCAGGCAAUUUAUGCAGACGGGGCUUGGGAUGUGCAGUAAACACUGAUAAAUCUUGAUAACUUGAAGUAGGUUAGGCCUAAGUUGAAAGUCGGACGACUUAUUCCUGCCUAAAGAAUAGGUUUUUAUGUACAAAAUGCCUCCGUAACUCGAAAUGUCCACACCACUAUAGCCGCGUAUGUUGAAAUUUGGUAACGACAAUCAAAAAACACCACAAAAUCGCUUCAAAAAUAGUAGGCGAAGGACUACUGCGAGACCUAAUAAAUAGUUCAAGUCAUCAUUGUCAUGCCCGAAUCACACAAGUGUUCACACAGAACUGCUUGUGUCGUAUGCACUGCACUGCGACCAUGACCAAUCCCACUUUCAGCUAGCCUGACUGCUACCGCAGACCCAUUUGCAGACAGUCCAAUCACUGACUCUUUCUGAUUACUACAAGGUUGCUGUAUAAGCCAGCCAGCGUGUAAGUCACAGAGAUAUUUUUCAGCGUGAGAAUCAAUGUAUGAGCUGCCUCUUAUAAUCCGAAAAUUACAGGAAUCAUUUUCUGUACAUACAACCAUGUACUUUAUUACUUGUGGCCCUAAUAUGCCUAAGGCCAGGAAGAUACAGUUAUAUAGGAUAGAUAUGUAGAAAAUUGUCUUAUCUGUGCUAAGGACUGAUGAUCAUGCUCUGAAUUCUCUACUGGUUACUUUCCACAUGGUCUGAUCUUGAGCGCAUGUCAUACAUAGUUCACUUUAUAUGUCAUCUGUAACUGGAUUUCAAUCAAUGUAAUAAACAACUGUUUUCAAACAGCCUGUGCUCCCUAAAAAAGAUGCAGAGAGGUUUCUAGCAGGGCAGGCCAUCCUGCCAAAAUUUGAUGACACCCUGCUAAAAUGUUGCCACCUGCCAAAAUUUUCACCACCUUGCUGUGUUUUUUUCCAUUGGAUUUUCCCAAUUCUCUAUUGUCUUCACAGUUAUUUAAGUAUGGAGAAGUUGCUUACACUCUGUGGAACAAACAUGAUGAGUUUACCAACAUCAGUAAACAGCAGCAUUGCAAUGGUGUUUAUGAUCAAACUCAGAUCUUGACACAUUGUACGCAACAUUAAGCAUUCGCAUCUGUACAUGUAAUACGUACACAAGAAAGCCUUUGCUUUGACCCUGGCAGAAACCCUUUGACUGGCAUCAUUUCAACCAAUAAAGCAUUUAUUUAUAACAAUCAAAAGCAACUUCCAAACAGAAUGCCAUUCCUACCGUAUGGACAGUGUAUUAUUCUUUAUGUGCUAGUUUCCUUUUACUAAUACAUCAAAGAGAGGGUUUCUCAAAAUUGCAUUUGUAAUAAUGAAAUUCACAGAGGAAGAAGCAGACUCCAUUAAUCAUGCUAAUCCACUAUUUUUUUCAGAGAUGGAUUCAAGUCAAUCACGAGUCCUUUCAGAAGCCCCUUAACAAGUCCACUAAUAAGUAACAGGGUGAACAAUGACAAAAGAAUGCUUUUGUCAGAGUUAAUUUGAAUAGCUUGUAAAUUAGCUUAAGAUUGAAUGACUUUUGAUAGACUUGUGAUGGACUUACAGGGACUUGCAGGGACUUGUGAUGGACUCUAGUACAACACUGAUUUGUUUUGUGCACACACAAAGUCUGAGAAGUCUGCAGAGGCAGACUGUGUUGAACUUAACUUUGCCACUGUGCAUAAGUGUUUUCAUUUUGGGCAAUUUAAUUCAUAGGGGAAGGGGCAGGCUAGCAUUUUUCCAAAGGAAUUUCCGGUUUUAUACUUUUUAGUCCAUAGUGUCAAAAGGUGCCAAUUUUAUGCUGUGAUUCCCCCCCCCAGUCUAGGAUUCAGUAGUUAAAUUUCAGAAUUUACUUUCCUUGUAGAACUGUCCAAAAAGUGAGUGAAAUGGGAUUGUGUAUGAUUACAUCAACAAGGUAGUCAGAGUGUCCAAAUUUCACAUUGAUACACAAAUACAUAUGUGUGCACUUGUCCUUUGUACAUAUACAUGAACCUUUAUUUUGCGAAUGCAUUUAGAUGUGCUUUAUAUUCCUCUAUCAAGCCACAUCAGCUUUGGUUGCCAAUAUACCUAUAAGCCUAGAAGUGGCCAAAACCACUAAGCAAAGGUGUGUAUCUAUCAGCUACAGCUGAAGUAUUUUAGGCCGAGCCCAGUCUGUGUCUGUCUUGCAUCAUGUUUUGUGCAAUACAGAUCAUAUUCAGUCUUGCCACCUGUAAAAACAUUUGCAAUUUUUACACAGUGUAUUCAACAAAUUUAAAGUGCUUUUUAAAACAAGUUUCUUCAAGGUAACUAAUUGUUUUUGUGUUUUUCCAUUUUACUUGCUUAUUCUGUGUAUUCAUAAUCCUUGCUUCAUAUUUGUUUUUAAUAAAUGUUAUUUUUGAGUAUGUUUUAGAAUAAACUAUAAGUUUGUUACAAAGGCUCUUGAUGACUGAUUCCCUUUUGUGAAACUAAAUUGGACAGAUGUUUGUGAUGGCGUUGCUAUGGCAGGGACUGUACAGAACAACAGUCUUCAACAGGAAUAUAUGUACGGAACCAGUGAGGACUAGAAGUUGAAGUUACAUGUACAGGCAAAAAAAGGAACAUUGGGAAGUCCUCAUCAGCUUGGACAAAACUUGGUAUACUUGAUGAGGAAGGUGACUGAGAUGGGAUUUCCUUGCGAAUAGCUGAAGUUUCACUUGGGCACACAGAUUUUGGAGCCUCUUACAAUUCUAUGCAAUUUUUUUUCUCACCAGUUGCUCCUGAUGGGAGCCAGAGUUUGUAUUGUAUUAAUUUUACUGCCAUAAAAUACUCAGUUAAAAUUUUUCAGUUAAAACUUAAUCUUUCCAAAACUCUUGGAGUCUGAAGUCUUUUAUUGAAGUUCUGCUUUGUUCACACUAAACCAGUUCAAUAUUUGGUAGCAAACUUGGCUCUGAGAAAGUACUCAACUGUUAGACCACCCUGGACCCUAUUCCACAUUGCAGUUACUAAAAUCCAUUGAACAAGAAAUCUGAACGGGGUUAGAUUUUACUUGAUUUCUCACAAAUAUAGCCUGAGAAUGUCACCACUGAUCAAAUGUCUUGACCUGUUUUAGUCUAGUGUUUGCCUUGUACCCAGAGUAAAUCCCUGUACUGAUUGAGGCAUUGCUAGAUGAUGUGCAGAUAACUGCCAUAUGAAACUUGAGGGGCGAGAUCAAGCAAGAGAUAUUUGUCGACCACUGGUCAAUUUGUCCCUGGUGACCUCUACACAAGUUGUAACCUGGAUAAAGGUACUAGGCAAAAUUGACCAGUAGUUGACCAAUGAUGGUUGCUCAAACUUCAGCUAAUAUUAGACAUUGGCAAAUGCAAUGCUUUCAUGAUCAGCAUGGUCGGCUGCUGUCAACCCAUGCUUGGAAGACUCUACGUGGUCCAUUUGGUUUUUCAACAACUUUUGUUAUGACAUAAAAUGCAUUAAAGGGGGCCAGUCAGUGAAUGUUAUGUUAGCAGUGUUUCCAUGAUGGCUUAACAUUUUUGUAAUGAGUUUAAGAGCAUUCCACAGCCUGUUUUAUAUAAGAAUCAGCAUGCGGCCCAUAACUGGAAUGGAACCAAAGAGUGGUUUCUGUUUGAAAAUGAAAACUAUCGAGUAGUGCCACAUAACCAUUGGGAGUGAACACUGGGGUACCCUUACCUCUCGUGUCUACAGCCUUAAUGUACUGCCCUUAUGUGAGAAUAGAAACAAUUAACUCUAUUUCCCUUUUGGUUUACAUAGACAUCACCACCCCUGAUGGUUUGCAAAUGGUGUCAACUUUGAAAAUGAUGUUGCCCUUGUAAUCAAUACAUAAGAAGUUUUCUUGCCACAGUUUAUGUACAUGAGAUGGUUGCCACUAAUGUUCAUGUAGCUGUCAAUCACUGGAGCAGGUACUGUUCUGAUGAGGGAUCCAUCUGGGUUAUGUAGAGAUAUGGAGCCCACUGCUAUCAGAUUAUCACCCACUGCUAGGCAUGAUGAUGCUUCACAGAUGCCUGCCGUUUUACCUGGUGUAAAGUGACAGAGGUUUAAGAUGUUGACUGCAGAUGAAGAGCAAGAGUGAGUAUACUGAUCAUCAAUACUGUUGACACAUGUACAUGAAACUUUACCCUCAGGAUUCAGUCUUAUUGUUUUCUGGCCUCAACAGUGCCCUAUCACCUGUUGAAAGUGACGUAAUAUCUUCCCGGAUCUCAGCCUCACACCAUAAAUUCCAUCUUUCUUUAUGUAGAAUUGCUCCAACUUGAGCAUUGUGGUGAUCCUUUGUGAAACCAAUGAAUGAGAUGUCCCAAGUUGCACCAUCAGGUUGUUCAAGUUUGUCGUUAGGCCUAAUGUGUACAUGUUUCAAGUACUGCAGAUGCUCCUGCUGAAAGAUGAAUUCAAGAUGCUCCACCUGAGUCAUCUUACUCCCUGGCCUUUGGUUGCUCUCCUCUCAACAGCUGUUCCUGCCUUAGUAGAUUCUGUAGUUGCUUUUCAACUUGGCCACUUCAUCUGCAGGCAAGAUGGUUUUCUCUGGCACAGUGGGCAUAUUAUUUCAUCGUGGGAUGGAUGCUGUCUGUGCUUGAGUUUUUGGAGGCAUUUUAGACAGAAGCUGUGGGAGCAGUUUUGCAUCUAUGGUUCUUGGUAACGGUUGUGGCAGAUUGAACAUUCCAGAUGACCCUGGAUGAUUGAACUCAAAAAGUGAUAUUGCAGUUACACUGGCUGCCAUUUUGUUUUCCUCCCUAAAGAAUAGAAAUUAACAGACAGGCUUGUGGCUAGCAGUAAGGUUUUAAAGUCAAACUCCCAAUGCUGGCUUGGGUGUACAAAAGUUUUGAAAGCAUUCAUUUGAUAACUGUGAUAUCGAAUGUGUUAAAAAUUAAGGUGAAAAAUGCUCUUACCGGUAAUUGAUUUGUUUGUGUAGAAAUAAUUAAAUCGGCCGAUAUUAUAUUUUCUCUUUUUUUGUAUUUGCGACAAAUAUACAAGGAGUGCCAAAUUCUUUAUUUUUUAAGCCUAUCAUCAUGAAAACUUGAACUCAACCGCUUUUUCACUACAGAUUCUAUAGCUGUAAGCAUACAGAUUUCUACCCCCAUCAAAAAAUGUUCAUUUUUUUCUCCCUCCACGAAGGGAGUUAGUCCAUCGUAAGUCAAAAGUCUGAUCACAGUCACAAAAGAUGGACACAUGAGGGAUUGCAUUUUUCACUGUUUCUUUGAAUAUGGCUUGUUAAUUGUUAAGUUUAUGGUUCCAUGUGCCAUUAAAUAUGUUUUGGGGGCACUGAAAAUGGUAACAGUUUGGUAAUUUGGUUGAAGUUGAUUUUGCAUUUGCCUUUUAUCGUUGCAGUUUCAGCUUAUUAACAUAGUUGUGUAGGGAUAUACAUGUAGGUGUGCAUGUAAUUACAUUUGAAAAUAAGUAAAAAUUUGAAAGCUUUAGAAAUUGAUUGAUGCCGAUGCCUGCUAGCUGUUUAAGUAGAACGUAUUCAUCCAUUUUUCAGUUUUACUUCUGGAACCACAUGGGAUAUCUGUUGCCAUUUUACAAUAUAGACCAGAACUGUAUCAUGAAUAUCUUGCCUUUUGUCUUCAUGUAACAAAAACCAAAAUAAAGAAGAAGCACAAACUCUUUGUAACCUGGCAUCAAAGGAACUUUUGCAUGUACAUGUAAUAUGACAAGAGAGAUACUAGAACAGGAUUCUGAAAUUUUAUAGCAUGGUUUCUAACUCAAAGGAAGUGUCUAGUUUUACAGUGUUCUGAGAAAGUUCCCUCAUAGGUCAAGGCAUUAUUUUUGUUUCAAAAAAUUCAGACCUGUUGUGUGACUGGCACAGAGUAGUGCAGCAAGGGGGUGCGGAAAUUCCAUUGGCCUACCAUCCCUCUAGAUUCCCCCCCCCCCCGAUUCCUCCAGGGACUAAGUUGUUGCGGUACCUGACAUCCAGGGUCAGAAAAAAUGGCUUGAUGGGCACUUUCCUGGAAUACUUCCGUGUGAUUAUUAAAGUGUGUUGCACCACUACUGUGAAAUUGUACUCAAUUUUUGUUGUAACUUUUAAAUUCCACAUGUAGGGGAAUUUUAACAAAAGAAUCCUGCUUGCAAGCAGCACACUUUGAGAUGGUGACACAGUGAAACUUCAAAUAUACAUGUAUGUGUAUUCUUAUUGUAUGUACAUUAAUGAGAAUAUUGUGUUUAGAGACCAAUAUCCUACAUAACCUCUACCGUCCUGUAGAACAGCCAAAAAAAGAAUAAUGGAUAAGUUUGGAACAGUGGAGGCAAAAGUGUUUGGAGAGUGCUAAAUUUUAGGCUACUUUGCAUCAGGAAAUAGAGUGGCUAACCUAGCCUUUGAAAAUAAUUGGGUGGCUACUUCGCCUUAGAAAAUAAUUUUAAAAA
Messenger RNA from Acanthaster planci (crown-of-thorns starfish), 9244 nucleotides. RefSeq names its product CDP-L-ribitol pyrophosphorylase A (gene crppa). Gene Ontology annotation, cellular component: cytosol. Gene Ontology annotation, molecular function: D-ribitol-5-phosphate cytidylyltransferase activity. Lineage: Eukaryota; Metazoa; Echinodermata; Asteroidea; Valvatida; Acanthasteridae. Gene Ontology annotation, biological process: protein O-linked glycosylation via mannose. The record is from RefSeq and is a predicted model, not a curated record.